AGCAAGGGGAGGGCUUCUUGAUGAGGGGGCGGUCAUGGCGGCUGCGCGGCGGCAACGGCGCCGGCGACGAAGCGCGCGCCCGGCUUUGAAUGAGCGGGGUUGAGGCGGAACGCGCGGAGCGGGAGCUCGGACAAGCAAACGCCAGCGCGCGUGCGCGCGCCUUGUGUGCGCGUGUGGCCCGCGGCGUAUCGGAGGCUCCGCCGGGCGGGCGGGAGGGGGAGGGGCAGAGAGAGGGAGAAAUAUUGAUGUGAGAGAGAAACGUCUGUCAGUUGCCUCCCGUAUGCAUCGAAACUGGGGAUUGAACUUGCAACCUAGGUUUUGCUUCCCACCAUGGCUGUCACACAGUUUCGGUUGUUCAGAGUUUGUACCUGCUUAGCAACGAUAUUCUCAUUCCUAAAGAGAUUAAUAUGCAGAUCUGGCAGAGGACGGAAAUUAAGUGGAGACCAAAUAACUUUGCCAACUACAGUGGAUUAUUCAUCAGUUCCAAAACAGACGGAUGUCGAAGAGUGGACUUCCUGGGAUGAAGAUGCGCCCACAAGUGUGAAGAUUGAAGGAGGGAACGGGAACGUGGCAACACAGCAAAAUUCUUUGGAACAACUGGAACCUGACUAUUUUAAGGACAUGACACCAACUAUAAGGAAAACUCAGAAAAUCAUUGUUAAGAAGAGAGAACCACUAAAUUUUGGCAUCCCAGAUGGCAGCACAGGUUUCUCCAGUAGAUUAGCAGCCACUCAGGACAUGCCUUUCAUUCAUCAGUCACCUGAACUAGGCGACUUAGAUACCUGGCAGGAAAACACCAAUGCGUGGGAAGAAGAAGAAGAUGCCGCCUGGCAGGCAGAAGAAGUCCUCAGGCAGCAGAAGAUAGCAGACAGAGAAAAGAGAGCUGCAGAACAACAAAGGAAGAAAAUGGAAAAGGAAGCACAGCGGCUAAUGAAGAAGGAACAAAACAAGAUUGGUGUGAAACUUUCAUAACAAAUGUCCUUCCAAUGUCAUAGUGCCAGUAGGAGAAAUAGGUGACCCACAACCCGAGCAGCAUUUGUAUGGCUGUAAGAGCGUUUUCAGAAUACACACUGCUUGAUUUCAGUGCAUUCAUCAGGCCAUUAAGGACACCGGGAUUCUGAGAGUACUUUGAACUUUAGUGACUGAGACUCAAAAGAGUGGAAAGACUUACGAGACAAUAUUUCCUUCAACAUGCUCCAACAGAAGACAGUGUGUGCUGUAGCGAAGCUAUUACAAAUGGAACAUACCAGUACCUCUUCCAGCUAGUAUUGCUAGCUGAAUAAAUGGGUGUAAAUAAUUUUAUGGUGGGAAAGAACUCUGCUGUCUAUAAUGCUUUUCUUCAAUGUUCAUAAUGAUAAAAUAAAUCAUUUUAAAUAUUUUGUUUCCAUGAUUCCCCAACCUAAAUCAGACAGACCUGCAGGGCUUUAACUUUUUUAUCGUUCCCAGAAGCUGGUGUUGGCAUACAUUUCUUUUCAUUUGAACCGUUACUGUUUAUAUUCAGUACAUCAAAGAAUUCACUGAUUUUGGUUUUCAAAUAUAAUGACAUUAAAUGCAAUAAUUUUAUUUAUCAUAAAAAUUUUGUACAUUUUUGUUUUCUUUAAGAUGGUGUUAUAAUGUUAUUUAUAAUUUAUAUUGCAUGUUUAAACAUUGAAAAUCAGAUAAAAUGGCAACUUUGUUUUACAUUAUUAUAACGUGUGAUUUUUAGAAACUAGUAUCAGUAGUUUUCCCCUUUUGUUGUAGAUUUUAAGAUGUUAUGGUCUCUUUAAGUACCUUAGUUCCUCCUCCCCAAAAACCUUUAACUUACAAAGCAGAAAGUCUUCAGCUCUGUCAUUUCAAAACUUUUAGACGAUUUCUGUAUCACUUUUAUAUACCUGACAUAAUGCAGGUUACCUGUGUUCUGGGCUAAGAUAACAUCGAUUUAUUAAAUUAUAGACCAAGAUAGGAGUAACAGUGAUUUUAUUUUGGAGUGUUGACUAGCUCCAAAACAGUUUUAAGGAAAUAAGAUAGAUUCUGUGUUCACAGGGAAGAUGCAGAUUUAAUAGUUUAAAAUCCUAUUGUUUUCCUCCAUAAUUAAAAUACAUCCAGCCUGAUUUUCUCAGGCUUUAGAAUUUUUUAAGACUUUUACUUUCUUAAAAGUUGCCCAAAAUUAACAUUUGGUCAGUUUUUAAAAUGUCACAGGAACUCUCUGUACAGGCCAGAUAUUGCUAAUAUAUGUGAAUUAAAGUGAUACUUCAUAAAAUGACGAACUAUAUAUACAACAAGAGCUCCCCAAGUUCUUAGCUUAAUCUUCCAGACUAAAUGUGAUUGUGGAAUCAGCUGAAAUCUAACUUUGGUAAAAAGCUUGUUUUUAUAGCCGAAAUCACAUUUUCAAAUACAUGGUUAUUAGGGAGUUUUUGCUACCAAACUCCCAGUAAAUAGAAUUAGACUCAAAAUUUUAAUAAUAUAUAAGUGUACAUUGUCUUCCCUCAUUUGUAUUUAUUAUUUAGUUAAUAUGGGGAAACUACAUGAUUUUCUAAAUUUGGGGCUCAUAAAGCGUAUACCUCCUUGUUAGUACAAUAAAUUGUACUGAUUUUCCCUAAUAUAUAACAAGUAUUGAAGUCUGCUUUAGUUAUAAUUUUCAUGUGUGUGAGAUUUGGGGUUUUAUUUGCUUUCUGUGUUUUUAGAAAUAAAGACU
Artibeus jamaicensis (Jamaican fruit-eating bat) is the source of this 2674-nucleotide messenger RNA. It is a transcript of the gene EBAG9, whose product is annotated as estrogen receptor binding site associated antigen 9. Lineage: Eukaryota; Metazoa; Chordata; Mammalia; Chiroptera; Phyllostomidae. The transcript has 8 exons. The record is from RefSeq and is a predicted model, not a curated record. Gene Ontology annotation, cellular component: secretory granule. Bases 331 to 972 code for a protein of 213 amino acids.